Messenger RNA from Salvia hispanica, 1892 nucleotides. The record is from RefSeq and is a predicted model, not a curated record. Lineage: Eukaryota; Viridiplantae; Streptophyta; Magnoliopsida; Lamiales; Lamiaceae.
AUGGUAAUUGAAGGAAAAAAGAAUAAUAAAAGGGGGAAGUAUUGCUUGAUUGUUGCCCGCUCUCUCUCUCUUGCAAGCACGCGUUGUUCUAGGGUUUUAGCAGAUCCGCACAAAAUUCAAAAGCCAAGCAAUUGAGGUUUGAAUCGAGCAUAGCCGAGCCCGUAUCAGAGGGACUGCUGUGUUCCAGUGGACUGAAUAAAAACAUCACUCUGGUUUUUAUUUUUUACUAGCGAUGGGAGAUGCAGAAAACCUUCAGCCGUCUAAAAAGAGAGCUGCUGGAGUCCAACUAUCUCGUGAAAACCCUGGACUGGAUGACGAUGGACCAGAACAAGAGGCAGGAACUUUUAAGAAAGCAAGUGAUGAUGUUUUGGCGCGAAGAAGAAUAGUGAAAGUACGUCGCCCACAAGCGUCAACUCCAGCUGCCCCUCCUUCAACUGCUUCUAAUCCUUUUGCUGCCAUCCGGUUGGUUCCUCCUACUGCUAUGUCCCCAGCUGCCCCUGCACAGGUAGAGGCACACAGUGGUCAGAGUAAGGACACUGACCAAAUUGAUGAAAGCAAAUCUGACAAUAGAGUUGAUGAACAGUCAAAAGAAGAAUCUACCAAAGAUGGAAAGACUGAUGUCAAUGAUGACAAUUCUAAACAGCCUGAAGACAAGGUUGAUGACUCCAAAGCUCAACCAGAUGAUAAAAAUGCCAAUGUUGUUGACCAAGAGAAGGAUAACUCUGUGGCAGAGGAAGUUGUGGAAGGUGGGAAUUCUGGAGAUGGGGCUACAAAGUCUACAGAAGCUGAUACUGUUGAGGCACAAACAGGGAAGGAUGUAAAAGGUGAUGGAGAUGAAAAGGGUAACUCUGUGGCAGAGGAAGUUGUGGAAGGUGCGAAUUCUGGAGAUGGGGCGACAAAGUCUACAGAAGCUGAUACUAUUGAGGCACAAGCAGGGAACAAUGUAAAAGGUGAUGGAGAUGAAAAGGAGAAAGAGAAUGAGGCAGCUGCAGAAAAGAAUGAAGAAGCUGCCCCAUUUAGCUCAUUUCGACAACUAUCAAGUACCCAAAAUGCUUUCUCUGGUCUGACUGGAACAGGGUUUUCUGGUACCUCAUUCUCCUUUGGAUCGAUAACCACGGAUGGUACUGCCCCGAAGAUUGACAGUACCACCUUCAGUUUUGGUGUUUCUAAUAAUGGAAGCUCUUCUAUCUUCGGUAGUGCUGGGGCAAGUACCAUCACUAAGAGCGAGGGAACCAAAUUUCCCCCCAAACAGGAGGUCCCUCUUGAAACCGGAGAAGAAAACGAAAAUGCUGUUUUCACUGCUGAUUCUAUCCUUUUUGAAUAUAUGGAUGGAGCUUGGAAGGAAAGGGGGAAGGGGGAACUGAAGGUCAAUGUAUCCACCACAGGGACAGGAAAAGCCAGACUUGUUAUGAGGGCUCGAGGAAAUUAUCGGUUAAUUCUGAAUGCUAGCCUUUUCCCAGACAUGAAGCUUGCAAAUAUGGACAAGAAAGGCAUCACUUUUGCGUGCGUGAACAGUGCUGGUGAAGGGAAAGACACACUUGCAACAUUUGCCUUGAAAUUCAAGGAUCCUUCCAUAGUUGAAGAUUUCCGAGCAGAAGUCACCAAGCACAAGUCAACCGCACCAGUCGCACUCAGAACCCCAGAAAAUUCUCCAAAGGCUGAUGAAUGAUGAGCAUCUUAUUCCGUAAAACGCCCUCUCCCACUAGGUGACAUUUAAAAUGAGAGUUUUUGGGUCGUUUAUGCGUCGUUAGUCUCUUGAAAAUCAUGUUUUUGGGUUAAUGUACUUGGUUGGGCUCACUGAUUAUGCUGUUUGUUCUUCUAGAGACUUAAUAGUGAUAAUUUCCCACAUUCUAUUGAACUCCUUUAUAUGAUGAGAUAACGUUUUGCUGCUA